GUUCCCAGUACGCCUCCCAACAUGCAUCAAAAUACCGUCGACCCCGCGGCGAAGUGGCUGGUCCAAAAGUACGGCGGAACCAGUGUGGGGAAGUUCGCCGCUAAAAUCGCAGAGGACAUCAUCCCUGAGUACCUAGACCAGCACAAGGUCGCGAUCGUCUGCUCUGCACGGUCGGGGUCUACGAAGGCUUUGGGGACAACAAACCUUCUGCUGAAGGCAGCCUCGGAGGCCUUACAACGCGCAAACAAUCCGUCAGAAACACCUGGUACAAUGUCACCCGCCGGGGUCUUCAACCGGCUUGCCAACUAUCAGUCCCCCUUCACCAGUCCGGGGAAGUCUUCGCCGACAUCUGCCGCUCCUGGGAUCUCUUUAGGCAUGUCUCCGAUGCACGCUGCCACGCCCACAUUCAGCGAGACGGUGGACGUUAUUCGCUCGGAGCACAUCAAUGCCGCCAAAGCGGCCGUGCGGAAUCCGGGGUUCUUGAAAGAGCUCGAGGCUGAGAUUAACCAGGACUGUGAAUCCAUCAGGUCUUUCCUCUUCGCUACCCAGGUUAUCGACGAGAUUUCUCCGAGGUCAAGAGACAGCAUCAUCGGGUUCGGCGAGCGGCUUGGUUGCAAACUAGUCGCAACCAUUCUUCGAGAUCGGGGCAUUGAUGCGGAGUUCGUUAGCUUAGAGAAUAUCAUCCCGCUUUCUGAAAGCGACAACUUCGCCGACUCGGAAACCCUUGACCAAGACUUUUACGAUCGGGUCGCGGACGUAGUGGCUGAGCGUAUAAAGCAAUGCGGGAACCGUGUUCCUGUAGUGACCGGCUUCUUUGGCCCUGUCCCUGGCUCUCUUCUCAGGCAGGUCGGGCGUGGCUAUACGGACCUUCUUGCUGCCCUGCUCGCGGCCGGUCUUGGUGCCUCUGAGCUUCAAAUCUGGAAAGAAGUCGAUGGGAUCUUCACUGCGGACCCACGGAAGGUACCCACCGCGAGACUUAUCCCCAUAAUCUCGCCAGAGGAGGCGGCCGAGCUCACGUACUACGGGAGCGAGGUCGUCCACCCAUUCACUAUGGAUCAGGUUAUCCGGCGUAAAAUACCCAUCCGCAUCAAAAACGUAGAGAACCCAUCCGGCGGCGGGACCGUCAUCCAUCCAGACCCCGAUGUCGAGGGCAUGACCAACGGCGCGGACCCUUCAUACCCCCCUGUUAUCCCCACGACGUCAGCCGCUAAGGCGUCCCUGGCCCUCACCUCGCCAUAUGCGGAUAAACACAGCCCACUCCGGCAGCCUACAGCGGUCACCAUCAAGGAGCACAUCAUCGUCCUGAACGUGAACUCGAACCGCAAGAACGUGUCGCACGGCUUCCUCGCGACGAUCUUCGGCACGCUCGACAAGUUCGGCGUCGUCGUCGACCUCAUCAGUACCAGCGAGGUCUACGUCAGUAUGGCCAUCGAGGAGAACUACGACAAAAAGGUGCUCGACCGCGUCGUGCGCGAGCUGAGGAAGAGCGGCACCGUCCAGGUCAUCCGGGAUAUGGCCAUCCUCUCCCUGGUCGGGAAGUCGAUGCGGAACAUGAUCGGUAUUUCGGGCCGCAUGUUCACCACGCUCGGCCAGGGCAACGUGAACAUUGAGAUGAUCAGCCAGGGCGCGAACGAAAUCAACAUCUCCUGCGUUAUCGACGGCCGGGACGCGGUGAAGGCGCUCAACCUCAUCCACCAGAGCUGUCUGCAGAUCAAGCCCGAAGGCGAGAGGGGGAGAGUAGGGCCGUGGCUGUUCUGAGGCUG
Molecule: messenger RNA, 1763 nt
Organism: Trametes versicolor FP-101664 SS1
Lineage: Eukaryota; Fungi; Basidiomycota; Agaricomycetes; Polyporales; Polyporaceae
Product: aspartate kinase
Exons: 8
Coding region: 22-1758 (578 amino acids)
Biological process (GO): amino acid biosynthetic process
Molecular function (GO): aspartate kinase activity
Source: RefSeq, a predicted model, not a curated record